CCGCAUUACAUCUAGCUACGCGCAAAGCAACUCAUAAGUCACCUCUAUCUAACAGCAAGAAAACGGAUAUGCCAGGGGAAGAUCACGAUUACACUACUUUGAACAAUGGUGUGGAAAACAUGAAUGACAAUAAUGAUUCAAGCUUGAAGAGACCUGCCGUGGACGAAUUAGACGCUACCUCAGCUAAAGCAAGACGAACCUCGGUAUCCGAUGGCAAGGACGGCAAAGACAUGGCGUUAACAGAUAAGGACGAAGAUGGGUUGGACGAUGAUAGCAGCGGGCAAGAUCACAACCAACAGCAGGACGACGAUGAUGACGAGGACGAGGACGACGACGUUUCUAGUCUCAGUAACCAGUUGCCGAUGCUCACAGCUGAGCAACAACAACAAUUAUUACAGACAUAUGCACAAGCCAGCGGACAGGAUUUAGCUCAUCUGACAGCGUCUUCUUUAGCACAAGCCAUGGUAUCACCAAUAGCUGUUCCUGGACUAACGUCUAGUUUGCUACAAUCUUUGCAAGGCGGCAGUGUCAUCACCUCAUUACCUGGCCCACCGCACCUUUCUGGAAAUCUUCGCGCAGAUGGGACAGGGGACGUAGAUGGAGGAGACAAGCGAACAUCUAGUACACGUAAUCUCACGAAUGACGAACGACGGCAGCGACGACUGUAUCGGAAUAGGGUGGCGGCCAAGGAAUGCCGCAAAAAGAAGAAAGCUUCUAUACAAAGCAUGGAGGAACGAGUGCACCAACUCGAGGAGGAGAAUGACAAUUUACGGAAAGAGCUGGACGAGAUCAACGCCAAGCUGGCAAUGGGAUCAAUGCAAGGAUCGGACAGUUAUCGGUUGAUGAAGGAGGUAGAAGAAUUAAAUGCUAAAUUGGGACUAAGCCAAAUGGCGAAUGCAGGACACGCUUUGACAGCCGCCGUGGUAGCCGCCGCAGCAUCGGCCCAUCAUCACCAUCAACAACAAGGAGGUCAGACUUCGGCAGAGCAACAGAAAUUUGCUCAACAGCUUCAACAACAGCUUGCCGAACGAUCCAAUGCUGCUGAAUCGCCAAAAUCUAAACUCGAGAACCAAUGAUGUAGCUUCCAACUAAUAGUUGCCAAUAGUCUUUUUUUAUAUCUGGAAUAAUAUUUGUGUCAAUGUCAUUCAUUGUUUUUGCUAACAAUUGACGCAGUAAAGUUAUUAUCUCUGCUGGAUUGGGCAUUGUCUCUUGCAAACCAUGUUGUAAGUGUGCAGAGGAAACAGACACUUUUAAGUUUGGUCGAUAAAAUCUUGGUUGAAGGAUGGUGGCAAAUCAUCUGG
Umbelopsis ramanniana AG is the source of this 1301-nucleotide messenger RNA. RefSeq lists its product as uncharacterized. Gene Ontology annotation, biological process: regulation of transcription by RNA polymerase II. The record is from RefSeq and is a predicted model, not a curated record. The coding region runs from base 69 to 1076 and encodes 335 amino acids. Gene Ontology annotation, molecular function: DNA-binding transcription factor activity; DNA binding. NCBI's taxonomy places the organism in Eukaryota, Fungi, Mucoromycota, Umbelopsidomycetes, Umbelopsidales, Umbelopsidaceae. The transcript has a single exon.